AUGUCCUCGCCCCCGUCUGCUCGCCCGUAUCGGUCCAAGCGCCAUCGGCCAUGCGAUCAAUGCCGGUCCCGAAAGCUGGGAUGCCAGACGGGUGAUGGCAUCCCUUGCCAGCGUUGCCGAACGGCCCGCAUAGACUGCACUUUCGACAAUCCGCCGCCGAAACGCGCGCGUCUCUCCGAACCGCUCUCAUUUGCCGUCCCCAGCAUGGAUGACAUGCCCGCCACCUCCCAGGACGGCGAAGGCACCUUUGCGCGAGAUGCCUCCCACUUCAAGAGCCCGUCCGGCAGUGUCGAGCCCCAGUUUACCUCGUUCGAGUUGGGCCCUGUGAGCGGCCCUUCGCCGGCGUCGGGCAUUCUGCUGCCCACGGGCAGUCGGCCGCCGACCCAAUUCGUACAAAGUAUUGACCGACUGGAACACGGCUAUGCGCAGCUGUUCGGCGCCUCUGCCGAGUCCGACCCGUGGCUACUCAGGCAUUGCCGCUUCGACGACUCGGGCAUGAAAUACUUUUACAAAGUCCAUUUCCGGAACGCCGGGGGCGUGCCGACUGCCCAACGGAUUCCAGUGCACUUUAUGAUCUCAUCCGGCGACCUCUCGGCCGGGGCGAAAGAAGAGACACGAGUCAGCACCGGCCAAGCCACGCGAGAGCACCUGGACUGCCUGGUUCCCCCGGAAUAUGGCCGACGACUGGUUGCACUCUUCGUCAAGUAUGUCUUUCCCGCGUUGCCGGUCAUCUCGCGUUCACAGCUGGGCCUGACCACGCCCUCAUAUCAGCUCCCGGAGCAGUCCGCACUGGCCAAGGUGCCCCUGCAUCUCCUCGCGGCCAUCUAUGCAUCUGCAUUCCCGUUCGUGGCCAAUGACGAUUAUUUAUGUGUGCUGAAUACAUAUCACGCGUCCCCAGUGCAAAGAUUGUGGCGGUUAGUAUAUGAGUUGGUGUGCGAAGAGAUUCACACACCGCGGCUGGCGGUGCUCCAGGCUGCGUUGUUGUACAUUCAUCAGCAGCCCACCGAUGAGGCCCGAUAUACGACGGCCGACACCCCCUUCAUCUGGUCCUUUGUGGGGCAAAUCGUCGGCCUUGCCUGUUCGCUCGGCGUCCAUAUCGAAUGCCGCAUGUGGGGGAUUCCCGCCUGGGAGAAGCGCCUACGCCGCCGACUGUGGUGGGCCGUCUAUGCCGAAGACAAAUGGCGCAGUCUGUUGAUGGGGCGGCCACCCUUUAUUCACCCAGCGGAAUGGGAUGUGAGUGAUUUGGAUGAGGGCGACUUCUUGAUUGGGCCGCGACAGGGAUUCUCGACGUCGUCCUGUGACACGGAAAUCCCCUUCCGAUACCUGGUCAACCUCGCCCGGAUUGCGGAAGAAAUCCACGAAACGUUCUACACACUUCGAGCCUCCCAAGUCCUCAAUGCGAAUUUUGACUCAUCCGCCGAACUAGGCCGAGGUCUGUUGGAGAAAUUAAACACAUGGUAUUCGACCCUUCCAGAAACAUUCCGUCUCCCCAACUGGAGCAAGUCAGUCCAUGGACAAGCACCGUAUCCGACUUCCAUCCACUUCGCUUACCUUCUCCUGGUCGUUUUCGUCUACCGGGCCAUGCUGCGUCCAAUGGCGCGGUCGUCGAGCCCGCCGAUGAUUUUCGACCUGGAAGAAAUGUCGGCCAACUCGCCGUUGCCGGUCGAUGACCCAGCGAUGGAUUUUGCCGACCUUUCCGGAAUUGAAUCGUUGCCUGAGAUGCCCAUGUCUGAUGUAAGUGGCACCAGCGAGCUUACUCUACAUGCCGCCGAAAAGUGCGCGACCAUUGUGGUAAACUUCACUCGAAGACUGACGCCCAGUGAUUUCACGGGAUUUUGGUAUUCCUGGUCCCGGAUCGGGUUCGCCACCGCCUCGAAUUUUCUAAUGCUCCUGCUCGUUCAAGCUCCAAACAGUGCCCAUGCCACGCGAGGGAAGUAUUUGGUAGAAUCGUGGCUGCAAGUGCUGCGAUGUCAGAGCCAAAGCUUCCCACUUGUCAAACUUGGACUAGCGCGCCUCGAUGCUCUGCACUGGGCCGGGCUCGAGGAUACCUUUGUUCUUCCCCUACACGUGCGGGAAGCCGCCACUAACUUCGAGGAAGACAGGCCCAUCCAUGGUGUAGCAUGA
Molecule: messenger RNA, 2124 nt
Organism: Penicillium argentinense
Lineage: Eukaryota; Fungi; Ascomycota; Eurotiomycetes; Eurotiales; Aspergillaceae
Exons: 4
Coding region: 1-2124 (707 amino acids)
Biological process (GO): DNA-templated transcription
Cellular component (GO): nucleus
Molecular function (GO): zinc ion binding; DNA-binding transcription factor activity, RNA polymerase II-specific; DNA binding
Source: RefSeq, a predicted model, not a curated record